Messenger RNA from Helianthus annuus (common sunflower), 1266 nucleotides. RefSeq names its product leucine-rich repeat extensin-like protein 5. The record is from RefSeq and is a predicted model, not a curated record. The coding region runs from base 1 to 1266 and encodes 421 amino acids. Lineage: Eukaryota; Viridiplantae; Streptophyta; Magnoliopsida; Asterales; Asteraceae. The transcript is spliced from 3 exons.
AUGGAUUUAGCUGUUGUCCCAAUUGAGCAGCCAUCAAUUGAAGGCUUUAGAGUAGUUGCUGGAGCUGUUCCACAUUCGGUUGUGGUGAAAAAGAGGAGGCAGCAGCCAUGUAGGGCUGUGGAGCUGAAAUUCACCAUCAUGCCUCCAAGAGUAAGAGGACGAGGCAAGGGUCCCAUGCGUGGAGGACCGUCAUCAGCUAGACUAUCACACAGACGCACUCCAUCGGCGUCCUUUUCCACCUCCGACUCUCACGAUAUGUGGGGUCAACCUUUCGAGCCGGCAAGACACCCAGUCUCGCUUAGCUCUUCUCCAUCUUUUCAUCCAUCCUUUGGGCCGUUUGCUCCAGUCGAACCCGAACACUCUCACCACUCUCAUCAGUCUCACCAUUCGCACGAGUCUCACCACUUUUUGCAAUCCCAUUCAUUUCACCACUCUGACUCCCUCUACUCCCCGGGACAGUUCAACCCAGCCGAAUAUGUUAAUGAUUUUCUUGGCUAUAACCCAUUGGGCCCUGAGGACCAUUUCUCCCAGGAGAUGGAAAUGGAUGAUGACCCCGACCCGGAGAUGCAAACAGGAACCCCGGGCCACCCUAUCAGUAUCUCUAGUGGGUCUCCGUUUCAGGGAUCCCCUUACCGUGGACCCGAUUCGUUCCGAUCCUCAACUUCAAGCUGUCUCACCACCACCACUCCCGGUAGAGGAGCCACCGCAGCAGCCACCGCAGCCACCUCCCGAGCCUCCGAGGCGAAGGAGGAACGCCCGCAUGUCCGUAAUAGGAGGACCCCGUUUCAGUUCUCCUCGUGGGUCGAGUUCCUAUCCCCUAUCCCAGAGGACCCCCAGAUGGGUGGGCCCUCAAACGCGGCACCGGAGGCUAAUCCUCCGCAAGCUUCUUAUGCACCACCCCUGCCGCCUGUGGGAUUUGAUAACCCAAUCCCGACGUACCCAGGUCCUUCCGGGUACAAUCCUUAUGAGAACCCAACAGGAUACCCCUCGGACUAUGUAUCUCAGGACCCGUACCUCACGGCUGCGCAAUAUCAUCACCUCUAUCCUUCUACUUACCCUUCUAUGCAUCCAACUGGAUAUCCGAUGCAGGGUUACCAGUACCCUCCAUACCAGCCACCUCCUCCCCAGCAGCUUCAGCAACAACAACAAACCCAGGAAAUUCUGGAGAGGUUGGAUAAGGUCGAGCAUAAGACUAAGAAGAACAAGGAGAGGUAUACCAGUUUCAUGAAAGGCCUCGCCAACCUUAUUAAGGGGAAAAAGAAGUAG